This is a messenger RNA of Mauremys reevesii (Reeves's turtle), 1792 nucleotides long. RefSeq names its product renin binding protein (gene RENBP). Gene Ontology annotation, biological process: N-acetylglucosamine metabolic process; N-acetylmannosamine metabolic process; carbohydrate metabolic process. NCBI's taxonomy places the organism in Eukaryota, Metazoa, Chordata, Testudines, Geoemydidae. Gene Ontology annotation, molecular function: N-acylglucosamine 2-epimerase activity; peptidase inhibitor activity. The record is from RefSeq and is a predicted model, not a curated record.
ACGGGGUCACGUGGGCGGCUCGCUGGGCUCCGGACGCCUGGGUCCCGCGCGGAUGGAGCCGCGGGCGCUGCUCGAGGCCUGGCGGCGGCUGGGCCGGGAGCUGGACGCGGCCAUCGGCUUCUGGGCCCGGCACUCGCACGACCCUGAGCACGGCGGGUUCUUCUCCUGUCUGGGCCGGGACGGGUCCGUUUACGAUGAUGUGAAAUACGUGUGGCUGCAGGGCCGGCAGGUGUGGGUCUACGCCCGGCUGUACCGCACGGUGCCCCGGUUCCGACGCCCCGAACUCCUGGAGGCCGCCCGGGCAGGUGGGGAGUUCCUGCUGCGCUGCGCCCGCGUGGGGCCGGGGUCCCCCAAAGCCGCCUUUGCGCUGAGCCGGGAUGGGCGCCCCACCAAGGUUCAGCGGAGCAUCUUCAGCGAGUGCUUCUGCGCCCUGGGGCUGGACGAGCUGGGGCGCGCCACGGGGGAGACUCGCUACCGGCGGGAGGCGCGGGCGCUGCUGGAGGCUGUCGUGCGCUGGGUGCGGGAGGACCCGACGGAGCUGGGACGCCCCCCGCUGGCCGGCGCGACGCCCCACGAGCCGCUGGCCGUGCCCAUGAUGCUGCUGUGCCUGGCUGAGCAGCUGGGGGACGGUGCUGGGGGGCCCCUGGCUGAGCUGGAGGGGUGGUGCGCCCAGCGCCUCCUCCGCCACCUGCAGAGGGACGGCAGCGCCGUGCUGGAGAACGUCUCGGAGGAUGGGAAGGAGCUGCCAGGCUGCCUGGGGAGACAACAGAACCCGGGCCACGCGCUCGAGGCCGGCUGGUUCCUGCUCCGAUACGCCCAGCGGCAGGGGGACACGGCGCUGGCUGCGCAGGCCAUCGAGGGGUUCAUGGUGCGGCCGUUCCAGGCGGGCUGGGACCCUGAGCACGGGGGGCUCUUUGCCUUCCAGGAUGUGGAUGGGCUGUGCCCCACCCAGCUGGAGUGGAGCAUGAAGCUGUGGUGGCCGCAUGCUGAGGCCAUGGUGGCCUUUCUCAUGGCCUACGCCCACAGCCGCGAGCCCGCCCUGCUGCGCCUCUUCCACCAGGUGGCUGAGUACGCCUUCGAGCGGUUCCGGGACCCGGAGCAUGGCGAGUGGUUUGGCUACCUGGCGCAGGACGGGAAGGUGGCGCUCACCAUCAAGGGGGGGCCCUUUAAGGGCUGCUUCCACGUGCCCCGGGCCCUGCACAUGUGUGAAGAGAUCCUGGUGCAGCUGCUGGCUGAGCCUCAUCAGUGUCCUGGGGCUGCUGAAUAAAGCUGCUGCUGUGGCCUUUGGUGACUGAGUGGGGCUGUUCUCACAGGACGAGGGGUUUGGCCAUGUCCCCAUCACGGGCUGAGCCUUACGCAGUGUCAGUGGGUGGGGCAUUCAGGGAGGCCAGGGCUUUGCAACACUGUGCACAAGCCCCCACACCAGGGCCUGCUAACAACCAGAGAGUGGGAGUCCCCUGCCUUCCAACCCCCCCUGUCCUUAACCAGUAACCAGGGCCCUAAGACACCCAGAUCAGCCCCCUGUGCUGUGGAGGAGGAAGGGUGAUGGGGGGGAGGAGCGGGUGGUGAGACUAAUGCCAGAAGUCUAAAUGAUAAGCUGGGUGAAGGAGAGUGCUGUGCCAUUCAUUCCAGGGUACAAAAUAUAUCAGGAGGACAGAACAGGUCAUGCAGGGGGAGGAGUGGCACUAUUCAAAAUUUCAUGCGCUAGUAAAAAUAUGACCUUAGGGAAUCUAUUAUCAACCACCCACCUGACCAGGACAGUAAAAUAGUGAUGAUGAUUACGUCGGUACUG